GUUGAAAUGACACUGGUGGUAGUAGGCUCGUUUUAAAGAGUUGGAAGGAAAAUUGUAGAAGCAGGCGCAAAAGAAGCAAACUGCACGAUUUCAUUGAUUUGAAGACGGUGGUGUUAUUAGAGGCUACUACCACCACAAGCGUGUUGUAACGAGGAAAAAGCACUACCACCGUUGUGAAAGCGUUUGCAAUAGUGAUUUCCUUUUGACGGAGUUUUAGUUUAGUUUGCGAUCAGCUUCGUUGUUAUUCGUUCGGUACUUUGCGUUUGUUUGUCGACGGGUGUGUUCGGGAAGGCAGAAUAAACUCACACAAUAGGUACAUAAAUGUAAACUGAAUAAUAUCUGGAGACCGGAGAAAUACUUGGAUUUUUAAACAAAAUGAAACCGGAUAGACGAAUUUAAACCAAACGGUGCUCGAAAUUUACGAAUCUGCAAUCAAAGUUAUAUACCAUGUCGCGCGAUAUGUACGGACCCGGUUCGUCUUUAGGUAGUGGUAUGGGUACCAGAUCACCCAGAAGUAAUAUGAGGAUCGGAGAAUUGCCCACAGUUGAUAGAUCGCCAUCGAGAAACUAUCCAGGUUCUGCAGCCAGACAUAGUCCAAAUAGACGUAGAGUACGAGGUACUGGCUCGCCUGAUCAUUACGGGAAUUACUAUGGCCGAGAAGAAGAUUUAGGUAGUCCGAUUUUGAUAGAGGAACGCGGACGUCCCAUGUCCUCCGGAGGCAGUAUGCAUAGAUCCAGAAGUGCAACAAGAGCGAUGCCCGAGAGAGGCGGAUUAACGACUAGAUAUCAAUCGUUAGAUCGCGGUGGAGGUGGCGGUAUCCUUAGCGAUCACGAUAGAGAUUUCAUUUCUAGAGAAAGAUCUUUUGAUCGAAGUGGUCGGGAAAGAGUUGCCGAUAGAAAUCUAUAUUUAGACGACGAAGAUAUAUACGGUGGCAUACAUAGCCGAUCUAUGAGACAAUCUCCGACAUCGCAUUUAUAUUCUGGCGGCGGCCAUCAUCUCAGGGACACAUCUACUGGCGGCGGUUAUUUGGGUGAACUUCAACAUCAAAAUACCGAUUUACAUAAAGAACUGACUAAUUUGAAACGCGAACUAGAACUGACAAAUCAGAAGCUAGGAUCUAGCAUGCACAGUAUAAAAACAUUUUGGAGCCCCGAAUUGAAAAAGGAACGAGCUUUGAGAAAAGAAGAGUCUGCCAAAUAUAGUUUGAUCAACGAUCAGCUCAAAUUAUUACACGCUGAAAACCAAAAACAAGCAAUGAUGGUUCGUCAGCUAGAAGAAGAAUUACGACUGCGUUCCAGAGAGUCUGCAUUGGGUAACCACAAGCAAAUGGAAGCUUUAAUUUCAGAAAACGAACAUUUAACCCGAGAAGUAGCAAUUUUAAGAGAAACUAUUAAGGAACUGGAAUUAAGGAUAGAAACUCAAAAACAAACAUUAUUAGCUCGAGACGAUAGUAUAAAAAAAUUAUUAGAAAUGUUACAAAAUAAAGGAAUUGGUGGUAUUGAUGGAUUUGGAGGUGAACAUAAAAAAAGUGAUAAAUCGUACAUUGAUAAACAAUCCUGGCAAAUGACGGAUUUUGGGAAUAAAUCAUUGGAUCAGGAUUGUUUAAUAGAGCAAUACAAAUUAGCAUUGAACAAUCGUGAUAAUGAAGUAGAACGCACUAAACGCGAAUUGGAAAUUGCGAACGAAAUGUUAAAAACUUUGCAAAAACAAAUUGAAAAGAAUAUGCGGUAUGAAAAUUUGAUAGAUGACUCGGUUUAUUUGAGCGAUUUCGGUAACGUAUCUUUAACUAAAGCCUUAACAGAAGUCUUGGAGGCUAAAGAUAGUCAAAUCGAAAUUUUGGAAAAAAAUCUCGCCGUCUUGGAUUACGAAAUGAAGAAUUUAAAAUUUGGCCAUUAUUCUCUCGUAGACUAUGAUCGUUUUGCAAAAGAUAGGCAACAAUUGGAAGAUUUUCGUUUAGAAGUACAACGAAGAGACCAAGAGAUAGUAGCGAUGAGUGCAAAAAUAAAGACAUUGGAGGAGCAGCAUGCCGACUACCAGAGACACAUAGCUGUGCUAAAAGAAGCUAUUGUAGCAAAAGAAGAACAUUGCAAUCUUUUACAAGCUGACGCAGAAGAACUGAGAGCACGUUUAGAGGAACGAAACAAAGUAAUAGAAAAGAAAACUCAGACCGCUUUACAGGCGAAUCAAGAACGUAAUCGUGUUAGCAGCGAAUUAAACGAAAUCAGAGAUCACAUGGACAUCAAAGACAGGAAAAUAAGCGUACUUCAAAGAAAGAUAGAAAAUCUGGAAGAUUUACUGAAAGAAAAAGAUAACCAAGUGGAGAUGGCUAGAGCUCGUAUGAACGCCAUGCAACAGCAUCGUUGUUCUUCUGAAGGAGCUUUGAACAGUUUAGAAGAAGCGAUCGGCGAUAAAGAAAAACAAAUGAACCAGCUGAGAGAACAACGAGAUCGUGCCGAGCAGGAAAAACAAGAAGAGCGCAGCUUACAUGAACGUGACAUAGCCGAAUACAAGUUGAAAUUACACGCGUUAGAAAGCGAGGUGGAAAAACUCACUACCCGACUAGAUCGUACAAUAAUCGAAAAAGAUCGUUUGGAAUCCAGAUUAGAGAGUUCGCAAUCCGAGUUGGGAAAAUCGAAAGCCGAACUCGAUAAAGCAGCAAGUGAAGUAGGCAGAAGUGGUGCAGACUGGGAACAUGCUAGGCAACGUCUGGCACGUUUAGAAAUGGAAAAUGAACGCCUAAGACAUGAAUUAGAAAGAUCGCAAACCACAUUCGGUCGAAACACAUUGAACACAUCUCAGGAACUAGAACGUCUACAAGAGAAAGCCGAUAAAUCGGCGGCCGAAUUAAGGAAAACAUUAGCUGAAUUACGAGUUACCCAAGCCGACAGUGAUAGAACAAAAACUGAAGCGGCAGCAUUGCAAGAAAAACUUGAAAAAUCUCAAGGUGAAGUUUACAGGCUGAAAGCUCGACUCGAAAAUACCCAAGGUGAAAUGGAGAAUUUAAAAGAAGAAUAUGAAAAAAUGCAGUCCACAGUAAACAGGCUUCAUAUUGACAAAGAUAGAGCCUGCACGGAGUUGGAAAAAACUAAAGAAGAAUUAGAACGAACACAGGCCACUCUGGGUAAAGCUCAAUUACAACAAGAAAAACUCGAGAAUGAUUUAAUGAAAGCUCAAAAUGAAUUGGAUCGAACCCAAGAACUCUUGGAAAAAGCUAACGUCGAAAAUAGAAAGUUGCAAUUAGAGAAGGAAAAGUACAAGUUUGAUUAUGAAGACAUACAAUCUGAGUUAGAUAAAGCUUUGGGUCAAGCUACGAGAGUACAAAAAGAAAAAGACCAUAUCAAACUCGAAGCUGAACGUUAUCAAGAGAAAUAUGAAAAAACUCAGAUACUCGUCGGAAGACUUCAAAAGGAAAGAGAUGAAGCUAAGAGUGAAAUAAAAGAUCUGCACGAUAGAAUAGAAUUACAACAAUCUCAACUCUUAAAGACGCAGAGAGAAAAGGAAAUUUUACAUACGGAAUUAGAAGUGUAUAAAGAACGUAUGGAAAAGUUGCAAUCAUCUGUGCAAAAGAUUCACGUUGAAAGAGACGAUGCCAAAGAAAAAUUAGAUGAGUAUCAAACAUCGCUGAAAAAAGCCAUAGAAGAAAAAGAAAACGCAAAUAAGAAUUUCGAAAGCAUGAUUGAUCGCUAUGAACGGUGUAAAACUGAGUUACAUCGAUUACAAACAAAACAAGAAACUAGUGAAACUGAUAAAAUUCAUCUUGAAAUGGAAUUAAACAAAAGUCAAUUAUUAGUCUCAAAAUGUCGCGAGGAACAGUAUAAAUUAGAAGAAGAGCUGAAAAGUCUACAAGAAGUGUAUGACCGAACAGUACUGCAACUUGGCAGGGUGAAAGAAAAUGAAGAGAAAUAUAAAAAAGAAAUGGAUAAUAUGGCCGAUGACAUGGCAUUAAUCAAAGAACAACAGAAUAACAUGCAAAUGGAAACGAAAUGGUUACAAACAGAACGAGAUAAACUUCAGGAGCAACUAGAUAGAUUACAAUUUGAACUGCACAGAUCUAGUAUGCAGAUAACCAAGUAUGAAACAACAAUAGCGAAAAAUCAGGAUGAACUGGCUCAUACAAAAAUUGAGCUGGAAAAAAUGUAUGAUAAGUAUGAAAAGCUGCAAAAAGAUUUGAAAAAAGCACAAAUGGAAUCUGAUCGGUUUGAAGUUAGCAAACGAGACGACUCAAAAUACUCCAGUCGUGAUAGUUUCUAUUUUUCAUCUCAAGAUGCACAAACAAAAGACGACACAAGACUGAGAGAAAGCUAUGAGAUGACUAAAAGCAAAUUGGAAUUCGAACGAGAGAAGAAUGAGAAAUUACAACAAAAUAAUGCCAAGUUGGAGAAUAAAUUAUUUGAAACAAAGCUUGAAUUAGAGCGAUGUGAAAGCGAGGUGAGUCGUUUAACAAAAUGUCAAGAAAGAUUUGAAAAUGAAAUAGAACGUUUGAGAAUUGAACACGAAAAGUUACAAGAUCAAAAUGAAAAACUAUUGAAAGAAAAUGGUAAACUAAAGAGUGAACUGAACAGCAAAAUGGAAAGUGAAGGUGAAUCUGAAAGGUACAAAGAUAAAAUGGAAAGGACAUACAGACAAAAGUUGGAAACUGAAGUUGAUGACUUGAGGCAAAACAUUAGGAAAUUAGAAGAAGAAAACAUCACACUGAAAAACUCCAAGCCAAAAGUUGAUGAUAAGUUGAUAUCUAGUUAUGAAGAAAAACUGGACAAGUGUUUCAAAGAGAAAGAAAAAGCAGAGCAUGAGGUUAAACAGCUGAUGAAAGAUAUAGAGAAGCUCAGCAGCCAAGUGAUAAAGUUGAAAGAAUCUAAUGAUGCAGCAAAUAGAGAUUAUGAAAAAGCAUUUACCGAAAUUGGUAUUUUGCAGGAAAAACUAGAGAAGGCUCAGUCUGAGAAUAAUAAGAUAUUAGAUGAAAAGUUCAAAUUGGAGACAGACCUACACCAAGCUAAACGAGCUUUAGAACAAAUUUCAUUGAAACAAGGUUCUGACCGCACUAAAGAAGCCUAUGCCAAAAUGCAACAAGAUUUAAAUAAAGUAAUAGAAGAACGAGAUGCAGCUGCAACUUUGCUGGAAAAGCAGAACAUGCAAUGUAAUGCAUUAGACAAAGAACUGAAAAAAGUUAUCAAUGAACGAGAUCAGUUGAUAAUUCAAUUAGAAAAAUCGCAGGGUAUGCUAGUAGAAUUCCAGAAAAAUCUGCAGCAAGUGCAGCAGCAAUUGAAUUAUGAAAAAAUGGAAGCCAAUCGCUUGAGAGAGGAGCAGAAACGAAUUGGCAAACAAGCUGAGUCACGUGAAUCACUUGAUUCUGAAAUUUACAAAUUGCAGCAAGUCAUUCAAAGUAAAGACGAAUGUAUUGCAUCUUUGCAGCAGCAUUUACAGCAAAAAGAUGGUGAAGUUUUGAAUGUACAAAAGCAAUUACAGCAACUUGUGAAAGACAAACAACAGGUAGAAACUGAUCAAGGAUCACACGUCAAAGCAAUUGAAUCCCAAAAGAGGAGAGCUGAUGAGCUACAAAAGCAGCUACAAGCUGCUCAACAACAAUAUGCUUCCACUAAAGAUGAAUUGCAAAAGAAAGUACAAGCUUUAGAAAAACAACUGCAGAGUUCUCAUAAUGAAUUUAGGCAACAGAAAGAAUCAUUGCAGAAGAAAAUCAUUACUUUGGAAGAAUCACUCCAUUCACAAAAAUCUGGCGCUUCCGGUGCAAAAGAAGACGUACAACGACUAUUAAAUGAGCUGGAUAAAUGCCAUGAAGAGUUGAAACUCAUUACCACUGAAAGAGAUAGGUUAAUUUCUCAACUAGAGCAAGUUAUGCAAGAAUUCCAAAGAACACAGUUGGAAUUGAACGAUUUGAGUGCAAGACAGACUUCUUCGGCUGGCACAUCGAAGUCUAACGAAGAAAACUUGAGGGCGGCUCAAGCUCAUAUCGAAGAACAGCGUAAGCAGUUACAAAUGCAACAGAAAAAAUUCGAGGAAAAUAGGAAGUCAAUCGAAGCGAAAGCUAAACAAAUAGAUGAAAAAGAAAAAGCAUUAAGUGAUACUGAAAAUAAACUUAAGAAGAAAAAAGAAAGCCUUGACCAUAUGGAAGCAGAGUUGAAAAAAGCGUCCGCAAAUAAAGGACAAACGCAAGAUGAUUCACAACAAAUCAGGAAAUUACAAGAACAAAUGGAGAUCAUGGCUGAUGAAUUGACGAAAGCGAAGGAAGAAGCAAAACGUGCUCAGAGUGAUAUGGAAAGGUUAUUAGAUGUGAUGCAAGUCAGCCAGGAAGAACAGAACACUAAAGAUAAACAAAUACGAGAACUUCAAGAAUCAUUGAAAAAGUAUCAAAAUCAACUAAAAAAAUUGCAAGCGACGGCUACUGAAAAGAAAAAAGAAGAAGAGGCUGGACCAGCGAGUUUCCUGAAAAGUUUCUUCUAAAUAAAGUUGUAAUAAACUUACAAUUAAAUUUCGUACCACUUUUUAUUUCGUUUAUUUCUAUUUUUUGUUUCGUUUUUUUCAAGUGAAUAUUAUUUGAUUACCAAACCAUAUCCUUUUUAUUUUCUAAGUCGUACAAUAAAUGUCAUUGUUUUUAUUUUUCUUAUAUUUUCCCCCUUUAUUUUUAUUUUUCAUUAUCCUGUCGGUACAAUUAUACAAUGAAGAUGUUUUCAAUUAAGUUACAAUUAAUUUACCUAAGUUUAUUGAUAUUCUUCUUUUUCUCAGACUUUUCAAUUGUGAGUGACUUAGUUCCUUCAUUUAGAUGAAACAUAAACGCCUAUAGCAGAGUGACCUGAUUAUAGAUGUGUAUAGUUUCUUCUUCUAUUUUUAUUUUAUUUAUUCCCUUAAUUUUUUGUUACUCGUAGUUUUACAUUAGAAUUGCAUUUCGAAAGUGUUCUUAUUUAUUAAAAAUUAUACAAAUGGAAGAAGUCUGGUGCAUUUCAAUAUUAUCACAUUUUAUAUGUAUUAUCAUGAAAAUGGAAAAAUGACUUUAUAAAACACAAAACAAAUGGUGGCAUGUACCAAUUGCAACAAUAUUACCAUUUUAAUUAAAUUUUGGUAUUGAUUGUUUUUAUACAUUUGUUAUGUUUACUACUUAUAUUAAUUUUAACAUGAUUAUUCUUACCAAUUUUUUUGUUUAUAUAAAAUUAUCUUGUAUGUACUAAGUGUAUACUUAAUGUAAUAUAUCCAUAUUAUUGUUUUGAAACUGACGUAUAUACAACUACUCUUUUGCUUGAUUAGAAUUAUAUAAUUGUUAACAAAUUAAUCGAUAGCAUUUCAAUCUCAGAUCCGCUAUUAGGGUUGUGUAGUAUUUUAUGAAAUUUAUGAAUAGUAUUUGUUAUCCCAAUAAUGCCUACCUACCUAUUAAUAUGUACAAGCGCCAAAUUUCUAUUUCAUUCGUUCAUUAUAAAUUAUCGUUCGUUUUUUCUCAGCAAAAUUAAUUCAUCUGUUGAAAUUUCAAACUAAUACUUACUUGCCAUAACAUAAAUAAUCUUUUCUUUCAAUUUUGGUAUUUAAACAGGAUGUGUAUAACAAUUUUCAUAAUUGAGGGAAAUGCCUAUUGCAAUUUUUUCAUUUAAUACGGGUACCUACCUACCUAUCUACCUACCUACCUACCUACCUAGUAAUAAUGGAACGUAGUAUUGUUACCUACCAAAGUAUGUAAUACGAAAUUAUGAGCAAUAAAUCACAAAGUGGUGUCAAAGUUGCGAUAGUAAAAUUUUCCUAUUUGUGCAUAAUGAGUAGGUAAAUGUUUAAUAUUUUCGUAUUUAAAAAAUAAGUUUGAAAUCGCCUGAGUAUUUUGAUUUUAGUUUUGUUCUGCUAAAAGCUGUUUAGCAAACUAGUAGAUGAUUAAUCCAAUUUUCUUUUUAGAUUGAGGAUAAGUAAAAAUGAGCGAAAAAUAAAAGGUAAUUUCUAGAUUAUCUGCACACCUGGAGCUACAUAUACUCAUAUCUGGGAGGAGGGGUGCUUAUUAUCUACUCCUAUACAUUAAUUACCGUCCAUUACUUAAAAUAUGCUAGUGAUCCAAAAGAUGAAUACUUGCUACGUACGAGUACAUGUAGUAAAUUUGUAUUUGCUAUCAUGAAUAUCAUCAAUCAUACCGGGUGACCAAGAAUAAGGGAUUUCAAUGUUAUCAAAAAGGAGAGAAAAUUUUCAUUUUGAAAAUUAGAAAAUUAAAUAAUUAUGUAAAAAAUGGGCGUUUGAGUGAUUGUUACAAUAAUUCGAAAGCACUUUUUCUCGAUUGUUAUUCCAUUUUCCAAUUUUUACUUAAAGGAAUUUUUUUCCCGUUUUGGCUUAUCAGAACAUAUCGAAACCUAUUAUUCUUGGUCACCCAGUAACAAUAACCAUUUUGAUGGAUAACAAAAAAGUUUUAUUUGACAUCGCGUAACCAUUUAGUUAUAAAGUAGGUACCUAUAACAAGACUGGAAAGUUUAAAAACGUAAUCAAUUUACGAUGUAAAAAUAUUCAUAAUUUUAAUUGUUGCAAUAAAUAUGUAUACAAUAUACCUACGUACCGGAGCUGGCUCAAUCAUUUUAUAAAAUUUUAUAGGAAAUCAAAAUUCUGACGAAAAUCAAGUCGAUUCAAUAUCGUUAUUGAUAGAAAACUAUAUCAUCUAAAAAAAAAUUAGUCAAUUCAAAAUUCAAUGGCAGCAAAUGUCAUUCCUGAGUUGCGAUUUGAAUUAUUGUCCAAGCUCUGAACUGCCUAAACGAAUACGUAGGUACUUCAUUCGUAAAUACAUAACACAUAAGUACGUCUAUGUCAGUUAUUUAAUUUUUAAUUCUGCGAGAAAACAAUGAAUUGUAAUUGGUAAAUUUCUGGUGAAAUAUGCGUAUGCGUACGUUCUAUGAUUUAAACACUGUAAAAUGAACCAGAAAAAUUUAUACUCUUUUGAUCUCUUUUUUUGCGUUGUAUAAGUAUUUAGCCUUUUUCAUUUCAAUGUUUUUCAGUUAUUCUAUACCUACUUGAAGUUUUUUUUGUUUUGAAUUUUUGAAACAUUGAAUGCUUGUUUUUCUUUCUUUUUGAUAUAAACUUACCUAUCUACUCUUUGAUCUGCCAUAUGUUGCCGCUAAUUCUAAUAUUAUAUUUAUUUGGGUUGAACUUUACCUAUAUAUUUUAUUACAUGUUAAUUACUAAGAUUGUUAUCGCAUCUCGCAUUUGUUAUAAUUUAUUUAUUGUAAAACUGUGUUCAUGUAUAAACAAUAUAAAACGUUGAAUGCGCAUUAAA
Messenger RNA from Planococcus citri (citrus mealybug), 9238 nucleotides. It is a transcript of the gene brp, whose product is annotated as bruchpilot. NCBI's taxonomy places the organism in Eukaryota, Metazoa, Arthropoda, Insecta, Hemiptera, Pseudococcidae. Gene Ontology annotation, biological process: neuromuscular synaptic transmission; regulation of synaptic plasticity; maintenance of presynaptic active zone structure. Gene Ontology annotation, molecular function: structural constituent of presynaptic active zone. Gene Ontology annotation, cellular component: cytoskeleton of presynaptic active zone. The transcript has 16 exons. Bases 448 to 6456 code for a protein of 2002 amino acids. The record is from RefSeq and is a predicted model, not a curated record.